Messenger RNA from Pleuronectes platessa (European plaice), 3145 nucleotides. Its product is annotated as protein NLRC3. The coding region runs from base 769 to 2916 and encodes 715 amino acids. The transcript is spliced from 6 exons. The record is from RefSeq and is a predicted model, not a curated record. Lineage: Eukaryota; Metazoa; Chordata; Actinopteri; Pleuronectiformes; Pleuronectidae.
CUGUCUGAGCAGGAACAACAGCUUGACACACAGAGCGAUAGAAAACUGAUGUUUCCUGACGCAGCUCUGAGGUCAGAUGUUUCCAGGUCUCAGGUCGACUCGCUGACCUGAGCCGGUGUCGAGUGGGAGGACGUGAUGGAGCCAUCGGGGGUCGGACACAGGGGAGAGACUCCUCCUCCUCCUGCUCCAUCUCUCUCUCUUUUGUCUCCCCUCAAUGAACUCAACACAGGCGACACUAACACUCCCUCCCACAGAAGAACAGGUCUCCAGCAUAUUUACUCCUGGGGGGUUAUCGUCUGGUCUCUGUUUUAUUGACUCUGGAGAGUUUGUCCCCUGAGAAUCCAGGUUCAGUGAAAUCUCUGAAACGACACUUUCAACCAACGUGAAGACUUUGAGGAUACCGUAAUGCAGUUCAGUGCACAUGUAGGUUGUUGUUAUUGACCGUGAGAAGACAUUGUGAAAAGACAACAUUGCCGAUUUGGUAAAGGACCGAAAUAAGGACUAGGUUUGAAAAUUCAGAAGAAGCCCCAGGAGCACGCUGAACUACAGCAAAUAUGAUGUUGAUAUUUCUUGGAUGGGCGUGGAAAACUAUCUUUCAAAUAAGUUGUCGAUUACACCAUCAAUUAUUAACUAAACAAACAGGGAGGAGGAGCCUGAGAACAGGGAAGUGACUCCAUUUUCACUUGGAUGAGCAGAAGGAAGGAAAGUGAGCAGACUUGUUUGUCCUGAUUCCUUUGAGCUCACAGUGUUUUUCCUCUCAGACUGAAGAUGAGUGGUUAUGAGGAGGAAGAGAAGGAAAGAGCAGAGUCUCCAGUGUUCAGCUGUGUGUCUAUGAAGAGUUACCAGUCCAUGGAUCAUCCCAACAACUUCAGUAAUGAACCUGGACCCUCACACACAGAGGAGAGGAAGAGGAGUCAUGUUUCUGAGGAGGAGCAGUCGUCCUGCUGUGCUUCGUGUCAGGACGUCCUGAAGGAUCCAGUCUCCACCAGCUGUGGACACUGGUUCUGCAGACAGUGCAUCACCUCAUACUGGGACCAGUCUGGUUCUUCAGGAGACUCCUCCUGUCCCCAGUGUGGACAAAGAUCCAGAACAGGAGCUGGAGGUCAGACAGCCGCAGAUCGUGGUCUGCAGGAGGUUUCAGAUGAACAUAUGCUCAGUCUGAGGAGGAGAUGUGAACAUGUGACUGAAGGAACUGAUGAAACAGGAAGUAGAACCCUCCUCAACAGGAUCUUCACUGAGCUCUACAUCACAGAGGGACAGAGUGAAGAGGUUAAUACUCAACAUGAGGUGAGGCAGCUUGAGACAGCUUCCAAGAAGAAGAUCCUCCACGACACUCCCAUCAAGGUCCACGACAUCUUUAAAGCCUCCACUGACCAGCAGAGCAGCAUCAGAGUCGUCCUGACCAACGGCGUCGCUGGCGUUGGAAAAACCUUCUCGGUGCAGAAGUUCACUCUGGACUGGGCAGAGGGUUUAGAGAACCAGGAUGUGGGUCUGCUGGCUGUGCUUUCGUUCAGGGAGCUGAACCUGGUGAAGGACCAGAAGCACAGUCUUCUCACGCUGCUCCAUGUUUUCCAUCCAGCGUUACAGAAGCUCACUGCAGAGACGCUCGCUGUCUGUAAACCUUUGUUCAUCUUGGACGGCCUGGAUGAAAGCAGACUUUCUCUGGACUUCAACCACAGGAAGCUUGUGUCUGAGGUCACACAGAGGUCAUCAGUCAACGUGCUGCUGACAAACCUCAUCCGGGGGAAUCUGCUUCCCUCGGCUCUCGUCUGGAUAACCUCCAGACCUGCGGCGGCCAAUCAGAUCCCUCCUGCAUGUGUUGACAGGGUCACAGAAGUACGAGGCUUCACUGACUCCCAGAAGGAGGAGUACUUCAGGAGGAGAUUCAGUGAUGAAGAGCUGAGCAGCAGAAUCAUCUCACACAUCAAGACGUCCAGGAGCCUCCACAUCAUGUGUCAAAUCCCAGUCUUCUGCUGGAUCAGUGCUACAGUUCUGGAGCACAUGUUGACCACAGACCAGAGAGGAGAGCUGCCCAAGACCCUGACUGACCUGUACUCACACUUCCUGCUGGUUCAGACAAAGAGGAAGAACAAGAAGUACGGUGAGGGACAUGAGACGAGUCCACAGCAGCUGACAGAGGCUGACAGGGACCUUCUCCUGAAGCUGGGGAGGCUGGCGUUUAAACAUCUGAGGAAAGGAAACAUCAUGUUCUACCAAGAAGACCUGGAGCGGUGUGGUCUUAAUGUCACAGAGGCCUCAGUGUACUCAGGAGUUUGUACUGAGAUCUUCAGAAGAGAGUGUGUGAUCUUCCAGAAAUCAGUCUACUGCUUUGUUCAUCUGAGCGUUCAGGAGUUUCUGGCUGCAGUCUACAUGUUCCACUGUUACACCAAGAGGAACACAGAAGAACUCAACAACUUAUUGGGAACAUAUGGGAACACAGACACCUUCUCCCUGGAUGACCUCCUGAAGAGAACCAUGGAGAAAUCACUCACCAGUACAAAUGGUCAUCUGGACCUGUUUGUUCGCUUCCUUCACGGCCUCAGUCUGGAGUCCAACCAGAGAGUCUUAGGAGGCCGGCUGGGUCGGACAGGGAACAAUCCAAAUAUCAUCCAGAGAGUCAUCACCAAACUGAAGAGGUUGAAGAGUGAAGACAUUUCUCCUGACAGAAGCAUCAACAUCUUCCACUGUCUGACUGAGAUGAACGACCACUCAGUUCAUCAGCAGAUGCAACAGUUCCUGAAGUCAGGGAACAGAUCACAGGAGGAACUCUCUGAGAUCCACUGCUCAGCUCUGGCCUACAUGCUGCAGAUGUCAGAGGAGGUUCUGGAUGAGUUGGACUUGAAGAAGUUCAAAACAUCAAAACAGGGUCGACGGAGACUGAUCCCAGCUGUGAGGAACUGCAGGAAGGCUGAGUGAGUCCAGACAUGAUCAAUAACAUGUUCAAUCAGUGGAGAUGAGUCGUUCUUCAAAUACACUCAGUGUUAAAUGAUUCUCAUUGUUUUGGGCAGCAUGGUGUUGCAGUGGUCAACACUGUUAGUGCAGCCUUUUUGUGAGGAGGAGGUCCUCCUGGUGUCUGCAGGGUUUUUUCUGGGUUCUCCAGCUUCCUCCACAAACCCAAAGACAUGUAGAUCAGAGUGAGUUUGAU